Molecule: messenger RNA, 410 nt
Organism: Trypanosoma conorhini
Lineage: Eukaryota; Euglenozoa; Kinetoplastea; Trypanosomatida; Trypanosomatidae
Exons: 1
Source: RefSeq, a predicted model, not a curated record
AAAACCUAUUGGUCCGGCGUUGGCAGGCCUUACAGGGUUCUGUGCGGUGGGAGUCCCGGGCCAGUGCCGGGAAUCUCUCUUGUUGUGCGAAGAGCGCCUCGACGGAGUGUGUGUCGCUGCUCCGUGGCCUUCCGCAGGGCUUGUUGGAGGCGGCGGAGCCACUUCUCUGCGUGACAGGUCAGCUGCAGCGGAUGAAUGGAGGACUCUCGGCCCUGUGCAGCGCGACUGUGAGGGCGCCGCCGGGUUUGCGGCGUUUGCUGUUGGAAGAGCGAGUUUGGCGGCGACGGGUGGUGGUGGAGCGGACGCGGGACUACGCGGUUUGCAUUGUUGGUGGCUUCCUGCCACCUGUGCAGCGCCGCGGCCGCCUGCUGGGCGAGCGUGCGUUUGCCGCGCUGGGUCCAUUGUCGUGA